Penicilliopsis zonata CBS 506.65 is the source of this 1567-nucleotide messenger RNA. RefSeq lists its product as hypothetical. The transcript has 2 exons. Lineage: Eukaryota; Fungi; Ascomycota; Eurotiomycetes; Eurotiales; Aspergillaceae. Bases 32 to 1453 code for a protein of 473 amino acids. The record is from RefSeq and is a predicted model, not a curated record.
ACUGCUUCAUCGCUAUACCAUUGUUGUGUUGAUGAUGUUCGCCUGGGCCGUCCAUUAUACCUCCGGGGCCAUCCAGGAAUGGACUCCCUUCCUGCUGGUGGCCAGCUACUUUGUCUUCUCGACCUGCGUGUACAUGCUGGCCGACACCUUCAUCCUGGGCGUCUUCUGGUUCAUCUACCUGGUCACCAACACGUACAUUGCCGCGACCACUGUUCUCGAGGCGUUUCUGUCGCUGACGGCCGUCCAUGACAGCCGCAAAGCGGUCGAGAAGCUGGCAGCAAAGGAAUGGACGUUUCCCACUCCCGACGCAGACCUCCCCGUGUUUGAUCUGAUUAUUGUUGCCUAUCUGCCCAACGAGCAGGACAUCAUCCUCUCGCGCAUCCACUAUCUGCUGCAUCAGAUCGUGUAUCCCGCAGACAAACUGCGCGUGAACGUCAUCUACAACACGCCCGUGCCCAUCGAGCCCGUCGAGCAGACCAUGGCCGAUCUGGCGGCGAAACACGACAACCUGCGCGUCAUCAAGGUGCCCUGCUCGACCUCCAAGGCCGACAACAUCAACUACUACUGCCGCCAGGUCGAGACCGAAGCCGACGUCACGGCCAUCUUCGACUGCGAUCAUUACCCGCAUCCGUAUGGGCCCCGGUGGGCCAUCGAGCGGCUGAUGGACCGCAAGGUCGACAUCGUCCAGGGGCGGUGCAUCAUCUUGAACGCAAACGAGAAUCUGCUGACGGCGACCAUCGCGCUGGAGUUCGACAAGAUCUACGCCGUCUCGCAUCCGGGGCGGGCGUCCAUGUUCGGCUUCGGGCUCUUCUGCGGCUCGAAUGGCUACUGGCGCACCUCGCUCUUGAAACGCCUCCAGAUGGACGACUCGAUGUUGACCGAGGAUAUCGAUUCCGCCCUGCGGGCGUUUGGCGACGGCGCAAACGCCGUGCACGAGCUCAACGCCAUCUCGUACGAGCUGGCGCCCGUCUCCGUCUCGGCCUUUUGGAAACAGCGCCUUCGCUGGGCCCAGGGUUGGCUGCAGGCCAGUAUCCGUCAUGUCCGCCUCGUCUGGGAGAGAGCGCCGCCCAAACCGCGCAGUCUCAAGCAGCGGUUCGGCAUCCUCUCCUUGCUCGUCAUUCGCGAAUGGAGCUACUACCUGCUGACCCAGUAUCUCUGUCUUGUGCUGAGUAUCAUCUUCAAGAGUUUUCCGGUGACGGGAGAGGAAUGGUUGCGGAUUCUCUUCUUUCAGUAUCCCGUUGCCUGGUGGUUGUUCUUCUUCAGUGUCAUCUCUCUCCUGGCAACACUGUACAUCACCGUCGCUGUGCGCUCGGAAUUCGUGCAGUGGUGGAUGAUGGGAGUGUUUGUGUGCUCGUAUCCCCUGCAGCUGGUUCUGAUGGCGGUCAUUGGGCUGUUUGGACAUGCCAGAGAAGUGGCCAAGUAUGUGAAAUGGAAUCCGACGCCGAGGAAUUAACCUACUCUUCUAUCUAUACCUAUCUAUACCUAUCUAUCUAUACCCUACCUAGUAACUACUAUAACCCUACCUACUACUCUCUAACUAUACUCUAAUACCAUGUAACAACCCUAC